AUGCGUACUCUAAUCUUGAAACUCGGUUGCGGCUGUCAGUCAAAGAGACUGGAGACGGAGGAAUGCGAUGAGGAACAAGCGCGCGUGGCAGAACUCAUUUCAAGGCGAAGACGAGACGAGAUGAUUUCCGGCGUUGUGGCUGAGGAUAUGUUUGGCGACGGCAGAACUGGUGGUCGGUUGGGGGAACGAAUGCUCUGUGGCAUAGCUUUAACGACGAACAAGUCGGUCGGUCACUGGCCGUGUCUGCUAUGUACACCAUUGUCGGGCGGACAAAACGGCGUCGUGACCAGGUCGUCACGCCAGCCAGCCACUUCGCCACCUCCACGUCUGACCAGUACGUUGGAGGACGGUCAACAAUCGGUCACCAUCGACGCGGAAGUGCCAAGGUCACCGCCCGCCGUCUUCCUCGAUGACCAGAGGCACGUCCAUAUCGAAAGAGAGGCGAGUGAUCGUAUCACCUGUGGCAACAGCCAUCACUGGCAGACGAUCGGACCUUAUUACCCUGAGGCAAAUAUGUCGUCACAGCCCAAACCAGCCUUCGUACCUGGCCUGUCCGGGGAGGGGGUGAUUCCAUUUCAUGGUCUCUUUGCGCAUUCGAUCAUACGUCGUGAGUACAUCGAGAUAACAUGUGCCGACCAAGUCGCAUUGGUUUGGUUCGAUCUGGCGUUCAAGCGCCAGUGUUGCCGCCGUUCGAGCUCUAUUCAAUGUUCCUCAGCCGACCUCGGCGUUUCUGGCCUCCCAACGAUUGUCAACGUACCCCUGGUCGGCGCCUGUCAAACGGAUCGAUUGCAUCCGACCAUCCUGCCCUCGUGA
This is a messenger RNA of Soboliphyme baturini, 813 nucleotides long. NCBI's taxonomy places the organism in Eukaryota, Metazoa, Nematoda, Enoplea, Dioctophymatida, Soboliphymatidae. The record is from the annotation of a GenBank genome assembly.